Molecule: messenger RNA, 13341 nt
Organism: Pocillopora meandrina
Lineage: Eukaryota; Metazoa; Cnidaria; Anthozoa; Scleractinia; Pocilloporidae
Source: the annotation of a GenBank genome assembly
GCGUCAGCGGUUGUUCUCUCGAAGCCUUUUGAAAAACAAAAUGGCGGAGAUCUAUAGGUGUGCGGUGGGACCACAGUUAUAUCGGAUUUUUACGAAAAAUAGUCGACAAGUAAGUGUUGAGUGGACACUUUUUUACAUCGAAAAUAGUAUUCAACCUUUUGGUUUUCGUGAUUCGCUAGCUUAUGUUUACUGAAACAAAGCUAGCUAUCACCUGUCUUGCAGAUUUAGAUUCUGAAGUCGUGGGUUUUAAUUAGUUUCGUUUUUUAGCUACGAAUAUUCCUUCUUAUUUGUGGUGUUUUAAUUUUACAUGGCUUGAAAUAUUUCAGAGUAGACCAUACGAGGGGAAUACCUUGGAGCAAUGUGGCUCAGGAGUUUUACGAGCGGUAAGGGAAUAAAAAGCCUACUUCAAGAUUUGAUUCUAGCCAAGCUUGAGCUCUAAAGAAUACUUUGCCAAAUAGUUAUUUUCGCACAAAACCGAGCGUUGUAGGAUUUUUUACGACGCCAAUUGUUUUGACUUUUACAGCAGAUCAGCUUAAGGUUGGGAAGGAGAUGAAUAUUUUGCAUGAAAGCUUGACAAUCUUAAAUCUCUGAGGAGUAGAAUAGUAUUUCUUUCUUUUUCUCGGAAAUUGGUUCCGACUGAUAUUUUUUUGUAUCCCCUCUUUAGCACAUUAAAGAGGUUAUGUAACAUUUUGUGAACUUCUUUUGUAGUUGUCAUUAGCAUGGUCAGUUUGUUACUCUACUUCCUUGUUAACUGCACCCGCCAUAGGAUUUUAUCUCGUUAGGAAAGGUCUGUACCACUUCUUGAAGUUUUUCUUGCUAGUCAAUAAACACAGUUAUUGAUAAGGUAUAAAUAUUUUAUACUGGGAUGGCUUCAUGUAGCUCUGCAAACAGCAGGGUGUAACAAAUCAUGUUUUCUUAUUGGCUAUGCAAGCAACAUACCAAGGAGGUUAAAAUUAGUUAACCCUUGAACUUCCAGAGAGCUAAAACGUAACUUUUUCCAAUAAUAUCCAUAUAGCAUCCAGCAAUCAGGUAAUAAGAAUUAAGGGGUAAGUUUCUGAAUAAAUGGUGUUGGUGGAAGAGUAUAACAGGGUAAACACUCUGACAAAGGGCUUAUGCUUGAAAUGUCAGCUUUGUAACUCUUUAUGGCAGCCAAUUUAUGUUAUCACCUCAGUUUAUAAUACCAAAUUAUCAGAAUACUGAAGCUUAUCAGUUAGAAGUUGUUAUCUACAUCUUACACCUAUUUCUUGUAACUGAAUUACUUUGCAAGGAAGUGUGUAGCAGCUAGAGGGAAAAUUAACAAUCAGAUCUUGGGAAUUUAAGGGUUAAGAACGAUAAAGAACAUUUCAUUAGAAAGUUUGGGCUAAAUUUUUGCAAUUUUGUAAAUCAUGGUGUACUUACAGAAGUUAAGUUGGCUGCCAAUGGCUCUCUGGUUCUGAACAUAAGACCUUCAACCACUUUCAGCUCAGAUUUUGUUGAUAAGAUUUGUAUUGCUUCACUUGUGAUCACAUAUGUCUAUCCCAUUAAGUAGCUACUUAUAAAAAUGUAUAUAACUGAAACCCCUGUAAGGUUGUUUUUUUAUGACAAUGGAAAUAAAAAUAAUAUUACACUUGUAAACUUAUCAUAUCAUUAUUAAUGAUGAUACAGAGAUUUUAAGUUUGCACAUUUGUUUACAGUGAUCUUUUGACAAGGAAUUAAUUAUGUGAUGUUCUACCUUUGAUAUUAGGUCUGUUGAGUCAUGCAGGUUUGGCAAGCUUGUCUAGGUUCAUUGGUACAGGACUUAUGGUUGUGUUUGGAGCAUUGUGCAUAAGAGGUACAGUUGUAUAGUUGGGGAUUUGUGCUUAGUCCAUUGUGAACUUACAGUACUACCCUUGUGCUGUGCUGUGAGAAAUUAACUCAGUGUUUCUAAUCAUCAUUUUGGUAAACAAUCUUUUUGUGUUAAUAAUAACUUUAUUAGUGUGAUUUGAUUCCCAAAAACUGGGAUUGCUUAUCAUCACAUAAAAAUUAUUAACAACCUAACACUGGGCAUAAUAUUCUCACUGACAGGCUCCUCUCACACCCUAACAGACCCAACUUUUGUGAAAAACCUAUGCACUGCCAGCAUUUAUGUUUCUAGUAUAUCAAUAGUAACUCUUAUUUGGAAAUUUAUAAAUCAAAUGUUGAUUCUUAAUGAAUGAACUAUUAGUGACUCCUAAUUUUUAAGUGCAAAAUUUAUUGAGGGCUGAUUUUUUAUGUUAAUCUUCCUUAAACACUUCUCUUAAUUCUAUGCACUUAAAAAAAAAAUCCUUAAUUUAUUUUUUGUUAUUUUAUCUGCAGGAUAUGGACGAUUUAAAAAUCAGGACUAUAGAGUAUUCUUAGCUCUUUUAGAAGAAACAAGAAUGAAUAACAAUGAGGAAAACAAGGUGUUGUUGAUGUCCACAGACAUAGACUUGAUCAAUAUGUAUUCUACAACAGUUACCUGAAUGCUACCAAAAGUUGCUUUAUUCUUACUCUAGAUAGGUCCAAAUAUUUGGACUAUUAUGUGUUUGUCCAGCCUUCUAUUGACUCACUGUAAAGGUGAAGGAAAGUGUGGGGGAGUGGGGUGGGGAGGGGUAAAGUCAGCUUAUCCUGAUUUAAAUGGCAUAAAGUGAGGGGAUACAGUUUCUUCCCAGUAUUUUGCCACUGUUAGGUGUAUGCUUCUCUGGUACACAUUUACCCUGCUUGGGGAGGAGUGGAAUUAUAAAAGAGUGUAGUGUCUUGCCCAAGAACACAACACAAUGACCUAACCUGUACUUGAACCUGGAACUUUUGAUCCAGAGUCCAGCAACCCAACCUGAGGCUUACUAUGUCUCUCCAUGUAUGACUGACAUUCAUGUUAAUUUGCAAUUGAAUGUUACAGAAAAGACUUGGGUUGUAUGACUUCAGUUUUGAAGCUUGGCCUGUUGAUUACAAAUGGAAUGAAUCCAAAGCUGAGUAAGUCAUUCAAGCUGAAUUUUUCUCUCUCUUGAAGAUGACAAACGACAUCCAUGUUCAUAUUUACUGUAUUUACACAAUUGAACUUACAUUUAUUUGAACAUAUACCCUUAAUUAAGGAAGUUAUAAAUAAUAUUGAAGACAUUGCAUCAUGAAGUCACAUCAUGCAGCAUAUUAGAAGUGAAUCAUUGCUGCAUGUGUGUGGUUUUAAACUUUUGCUCACAACUAAAUUAAUGUUUUACAAAAAGACAUAUAUUUUAUGUGAACAACAAUUCUACAAAGCCAUUUUUCUUGAGCUAGGUAUCAUUAAUUUCACAUGUAUUUGUUUUUUGCUACUGGUUGUAUUUGUAUAAUCAUGUAUUUAUUGCUGUCCUUGGAAAAUUAUUUUUGAUAAUAGCCAAGAUGUGCGCAGGGAAGCCAAGAAUACCACCUCUCAAAGCAGGUCUUCAAGAUUUUUGUCCUUUCUUGGAUCAUGGCCUUGUGACUUUCUCAGGUAAUAAUCAUUUGCACUUUCUAAAUCUAAUUUCUAGAUGUUUAGCAGCAUCCAGUUGAAUGAUAAGUUAAAUUUGAGUGUAAGAUCCAACUCAAAUCAAUUUAUCCUAUAUUUGGGAAAAAUCUUGUGGUGACACCUGACCCAGUUUUCACAGAGUAUUUAGUAUUUGCAUUACUAUCUUCACUCACUAAUUCCUUAGAAACCAAUUAAAAGCAGGAAGGAAUUCUAGGGAAGGUCUUGGUUCUUAUUCUUACACAAAAUUUGGUGAUUUGGUGUAAUUACUUAACAAAGGAUAAUUGAGAAAUUUAAUUGUAAUAAGGUUUAGGAUUGCUUUGAAGACCAAGCUAUUGUCUAGCCAACUCAUCAUAUUUCUUGCAAUCUGUUCUUUUAUUGCCACUGCCAUCAUGAUUUGCAAAGUCCCACUUUGUUCCUUUAGUUGGCAAUGCUUUGUACAUAUUGAUUAACAUUUUUCAGGUAUUUUGUGGCACACUCAGUUGGUCGCCCCUUGAUCUACCCUGGAUCCACUGGUCUUCUUCAAAGUGGAUAUGGUACAGCUUUAAAUGCUUUUUACUGGCUCUUAAAAAUUUUCUUGACUGAAGAACAAUAAAUAACAACUCUUUUAAUACUGAUUACCCGCCAACUUAUGGGGAUGAAGUGAAAUUCUUGCGACUUUUAAAUUGAUAGUUGUUUGUCAUGUGCAUGAGAAAUAAAUCAUGUAAAAGGUUUUAUAUGCAGAAAGUUCUGAAAUGAAAAGUAGAUUAAAACUAUAGAGAUGACCAUCAUGUUGGAAGUUGCCCUGAAGACAAACCUGUGCCUGUAUAAUGCUGAUAUUCAUACAAGCAGUAAAUGAGUUUUAAAUUUCCUUGAUUCCUUUUUGCUUUUCAGCUGAACCUUUGAUGACUGGGAGGCAGUUUUUGAUUGAACGUGUAAGUAAGAAUAUGAGUCGUAGAUUUCCUUUAAUAAUUUUUUGGAUAGUCAUUUAAAUAUUUAUUUAUAUAAUUCACUUCCAUCUAAUGCCAUGUGCAAUCAUGUUAUUCUGUCAACACUUAAAUUUAAACUGGUUGUUAAGUGAGAGUGGGGCAAUAGUCCUUUAGUAGAACUUGGAAACCGUGACGCCAGUCAGAUGCUCUGCCACAGAACUAAUGGAAACCCUUAGGAGUAGCAGGAGAAGAAGAAACAGACCUUCAGAUCAGUAACCAGAGAAGGAAAAAUGUGGUACAGAGAGGUACAAGGGAGGACCCUUUUUUUCACAAAGAUUUUAUUGCAGUUUUUAUUUACUGUAAUAUUUACACAGUCGGACAAAUUCACUUAUAGAGUGGCAAGAGAGCAAAACUGGAAGCAGCAGAUGGAAAUGAGAUUGAUACCAUGUUCAUGGACAAGAGAUCAAGUGGGGAACAUGGAGUUCAUGGGGAUACUUUGGUAUGAGAAUGAUUCUUGUUUGAAGCUUGGUCCGUUCUAAUAUGUACUGAUAAUGGGAGAGGGAGUGUGCAAAAAAUGAUGCCAGUGUGUUGUCAAUGUCAAGUUGUUCCAAUUUACACUUGUAAACAUGGCUAUGUAAUUAGUCACUUAAGACAUUUUGAAUAUGAGGCUGUUGCAUCCAAUGAAGCUUUUCAAGUACAUGGAGAUGCUUGGUCUGCUCUCUACUCUUUAAGUAAUUGUUCAAAAGUACUCAGGACUUAUGGUGGUUUUCCUUUGCUACUCUUUGAUAGGGUUAAUAAUUUUUGUUCUACCAUUCAAUCCAAUUGUUAGAAAACCUAACCCAAUCAUGACUUGUCUCUGCAUUUCCCUGUACUGUAAUUUCUCAGAACAAAAGGUCAUCAUGAAGGGUUUGUUUCAAUCACCUCGGUUGGAAUGGCUGAUGAAUGUCAGGCAUGAUCUAUAUUUGCUAUGUGCCCUUUGACUAAACAAUAAUUUGCAAAGAGUAGCAAUGUAUGCAAAGCAAGUGAUCUUACUAAGAACACUUGUAAUCAGUGUAAUAAUUAGUAAGAUUAGGCUUCAGUUUGGUGUUAUUUUGUCCCAACAGGUUAUAACAUGCGAAGGGAAUGCAGGCUUUUAUGAAGUUGGUCUGAUGAUGACUCCUUAUAAAGGUUGAUAAUUGAUAUGAAACUAAUUUGGAGAUACGUUUCUUAGUUAGGGUUAUUAAAGAAUUACACCAAAGCUAUAACACAUACUAGGUUAACAAUGCUGCAAGUAUGGCUGAUAAUUACGUAAUGGCCUUUUAGUUUAUGUUAAGAAUUAUUCCAUUCAGCUAAGCAGUUACUAUCUGUUGUAUUUGUAGCUGGAUAUUCAGUUUUAGGAUGGAAUCAUCCUGGUUUUUCUGGGAGCAGUGUAAGUAAAAUAGUUGGAUUGUCUUCAGGUUAUUGUUAAACUGUGACUGAUUAGUUUACAUACCAUUUACUACAAGAAGGAAGGUGUAGCUUGUUCACCUAGCUAGUCAUGAUUCAAUGUUGGGAUCAUUGGAUUUAAUUAUUGCUACCAUAAUCACUAUAUUUUGUUUUUCAACUUUCCCUUAUGUAUCCAGUGACUUUUAAAUAAAUAUAGGCCAUUUAGCCAGGAGACACCUGUUUGAACUCAAACUGUCAUCUCUUUUACCUUCAUGUGGGGUUCCUUACCUAAUAGCAUUAUUCAAAGAAUAUCAAUUACCAACAGUGCAAUGAAUGGCAAAAGUAGCUGUGAUAGUUGGUUUAAACAAGAAUUUUUUUCUAUUUUUCCAAGUGCUGUGAAGUGAAAAUUGUGAAAAAAUUGAAAAAAGUGAAAAUGAACAUUUCUCUUUCCUCUGUUUGUAAACAUACAAAUAAAAUUCAGAGAUAUAAAGCUCAACAUUUUCAGUUGGUUGUCAAUGGGGGGGGGGAGGUAUGGUUGUUGGUGAGAUACUAGGGGGGAUGAAGGGGAACUUUGGUUACAAUGAAAUAUCAGAGUCUCCUAUUUUUUGUCCCUCAUUGUUAAUCAACCUCUUAAUGACAAAUUGUAUGAUUGGUAUAACUACAAAUCGUGGCAUAGGAAACUAAAUUAAAUCGCUGAUAUCUUGUAAUUAUUGCUACAGGGUGUGCCAGGUCCAGAAUCUGAGAGAAAUGCUAUAGAUGUUGUGAUACAAUAUGCUGUGGAAGUGCUAGGCUUCUCAGUUUCUAACAUUGUUAUAUAUGCAUGGUCAAUAGGUGAGUGAUCACAUCACGUUUUUGUGCUUGUUGUAUUCAGAUCAACUGAGUUAAGUUCUCACAAAUACAUAGUUAUCACCUUGAGACUGAUAAUAUCAUGUUCAAAUGCCACUCAAGACAAAACAAAACACUACUUUUGAUGAUAUGGCUAACUAUUUAAUUAUUUAGUAACAACUGUUGUUGUCUCUUUUUUUCUGGGAAUCAGCCUACUUUGCAUAUGUUUUGUGAAGGAGUUCAAAUAAGUGUUAAAAACUUGCAAUAUUUUGUCAAGCAGCAAUAAUUAUUUUGCAUAAUUGGGAUGGAAGGGCAUGGAUCCUCUCCCCUUUUGACCACACCCUUUGGUACAAAUUUAUUUCUUUCUUUAACCCUUCCCUGCUUUGAGAAGCAGAUAUGGUAGCCAGACAUUAUACCUUAAAGUACUGAGUGUUCAGGUACUGAUAUACACUUGUAAUGCAAGCUACUGAGAAAAUACAAAGGUUACAUUAUUCCUGGACUUUUUAGUUUGCAGGUUUGUACAUCAUUUGACUUCAAAUUGUAUCUUUGUGAAUUUUUAGGAGGUUAUCCAGCAGUAUGGGCAGGAAAAACUCAUCCUAAGAUUGGUGCUUUGGUAGGUUAUAGAAUAAACACAAACACAAGUAGCUCUUUGACAAUGGUUGCCAAAUUGAUGGAGAUUUAUAAUGCUUAUAAUUGGUCAUAUUAAUUGCAGAUUCUCAUCAGUGAAAUAAAGCAGUGGUGUUGCCAAUCUUUUCUUUAUCCCUCAGGUUUUAGAUGCAACAUUUGAUGACAUUGUUCCACUUGCUCAGUGCAAGAUGCCUGAAAGCAUAAGUAUGUCUUCUACAUAUUAAGUUGUAUUACCCAUGGUUUCCUAGUAUUUGUUGUGCUCGACCUAAGAUCAAAAGACCUGGGUCCAAGCCCUGACACUGAAAUUUUUUUUACAUCCACUCUCGACUAAGGAGAAUGGAUACUAGCAAAUUUUCAAGGGGAACUAAACAAGUUGCUGGGAGAUAAUGCUGCAAUGGAGUGACAUCCUAUUCAAGGGGAAUAGCAAAAUUAAACAAUUAUUCACUGAAGUGGAGGUGAAUAAUUGUUUUAGUAUAUGCCACACAAAUUAAAAAAAAAAUUAGUUAUUUCUUUCUAUAUACCGUAAAAGGGUUGGAAUUUAACACUUGACCAAUGAUUUUGUCUCGUCGGUGCUCGAAGAUGAAUAGUAGGUGCUAUUCACUUCCCAACUGACAAUCAGGGCGUGGGGGAAAGCACCGACUCUUUACUGUUCAUCUGCCUGUUCAUUACCUCAUAGAAACUGGGAUAAGCUCCGGUAGAAUGAGCUUCUUAUCCUUUAAAGGCUGAUCAUUUAUUUUGAACGUUGUAAGGAGCUAGAAAUUGUACUUGUAGAGGAUGUCGCACUGCACAAAAAAUUCACCUAAGCAUGCCAAACGUCAUACUUUCUCAAUUGCUAUAGAAUAUUGAAAAUACAUGCGAAGUGAUUCUCGUUAGCUUUCACAAGACGCACAGUGAGUCUAUGACCUUGUGCACAGGAUGCAGACUCAAGGCUACUUAUCAAUCAUGAUAUUUGGCCAUCUAAGUCUCCGUACAAGUCACCUGCAGUAGUUGCAGGUUUUUCUUUCUGCGAAUCUGUAUAUUUGCAUUAUUGACUGGUUGACAACCUUUGGCAUGCAUCUCUGAAACUUCGCUAUCUUCAUUAAUCUAACAGGUGGUUUUACGACAAGGGUUGUAAAGGAAUAUUUUCAUCUUGACAUUGCUCGUAUGUUAUACAGGUAUUUAGUUAAUUAGAAGUACUAAGCGAUAACUCACAAAUUCCUUUAGAGUUGUCCUAUUUGCUGUGACUUAGUUUCAAUGAAUUAUUAGAAGUAUUUUCGUUAACUAGACGUUUUUUCUAGCUGCAAAAUGUAAAUUUUACUUUUUCUAUGGUGACGUGCUGCAUGUCAAGUGUUGCGCAAUAAGAUUGCAAACUGGAAGGAAAAGCUAUGUCACUAACAAGAGAAACAGCAUGGACUUCUUCCCAACUGUUUGUGUUGUGAAUCAGUAAACAGUUCAUUGAGAAACACGUUUGGUGAUGACCUGUCAAUGCUCCUUGUAUAUCUAAACUUAUUUUUACACCUACCAGUCAUAUCGACUGAUUGUGUGUUCUUUGAGUAUUGCAAAAUAAACUCAAGUAUUCCAAAAUAUUUUCAUAACAAAGAUGCCAUCUCGGGGGCAUCUGCAAAAUUUCCUUUCGAAAAAAAUUGUAAAUUGCAUAGGGAAGUCUGGCCAAAGUCUCCCCCCCCCCUUCUCCCUUCCAAAGUGUUGUUAGGCGCCGUGAGCCGUAGAAAUCUUUCAUUAUUAUCUCGCAAGAAGCCAAUGAGAAAUCAGUGUCAAUACAUGAAACCGGCCUGUAACGCGGCAAAACGCGAGUGACUAAGUCGCGGUUGGGCUUAGUCCUAUCAUCUGAUUGGCUCUGAGGAGGCUUAAGGUUACCUUCAUGUUGACCAAUCUCGUGGCGUUUUGAAGCAAAACCAAUGCAGUCACGGUGUACUUCUAACACUACUUUGGAAAUAACUUGUUACUUUACACGACUUUGUUUAGCUAUCCAGGCCCGGUGCUGUUUAUUAGAAGAAUGAGAGAUGAGAUCAUCACAACUGAGUAAGGCAUUUGAUUUUCAUGUUACUUCAUGUAUUGUUGUAGUUAAUUUAUCCCUAUUUAUGGCUUUCGCCAGUUGGCUGCCUGUCAGCCAGUACUCUUGUUUCGUCGCUGAUGAACUAAUUGCUGAGUUUGACAGCCACCAUUGAGAACAAAUGUUCGUCUUGUAGUUUGAAUCUUAUGUAAUGUUAAAUGUAAGAUGCGCGUAGUAACUCGAUUAAAGUUCAAAUUCGGUUGCCAUGAGGGAACAGCCAGAGGUUUUGACAGUAUUUAUUUAGAUUUACUUAAUGGUGAUGUCAGUGAUUGGUUGAAAACCUUAUGGAGCUGAAAAGCAUCCUGGGUACAUUUAUUCCCUUCAAGCACUUCAUAGCACCUAAUUAUUUCCCGGAGUGGUAAAUGAAUUCUGUGGAACGAACAGCCUAGUACUUUUGUGAUGAGUAGAUUGACUUAAGUCCAUAAUUACCUUGACUGUGUUACCUCCUAUACAGCUGUUCCCGGAAGAGGUGUUUUAAAAUAGCUAAAAACGCAAAUUAAUAAAGUUUUUACUAUGCUAGGAAGCUUUGGUUACUUUAAAACGCGACUGAGGUCGACUGCAUGAGUGCCUUUUCACAAAGAUUCUCUGAAAAGAUACAAAUUCUGUGAACUUCGAUCAUUCAACGGUAACAGGCAUUACAUGUGGAACCUUAAAUUAGACAAUGUAAUUUAGUAUUAUCAACUGAGUUGAUAACGUAAAUUGGCCACCGUAAAGAGUUUCAAAGCCAACGUACCGAGCGUUAACUUUUCGUCAGAGCGAAUCAUUUGCUCUGACGAAGGGGUAAGGCACAAAACGUCCGCUCAGUUGAGAAAUUUACGUUAUCAACUCAAUUGAUUAUACCAAAUUACCCUGUUAUAAUCUCCCAGUGACGCAGCACCACAGUUCUUUAGACACCUUUACUCGGAACAACUGGAAAAUGAAUCAAUAUCUGUACCACUACCUUACCCGACUGAAGUUAGAAAUCAAUAUCCAUGCCUGACAACUGACUACUUUUAUCUUUUUAAAAUUAAUUGGUAUCCUUGCGUGUGAGGAUCCAAAGAAAUUCUGGUAUGAAUGUAUUCCUUUUCCGAUCAGGGAAGGAGAUAUCAGCUCAAACCGUGGAAAUGAUCUCCUGGUGAAGUUUCUCAAAUUCAGGUAACAUUCUUAAACGUCGAAUCCGUGAUUGAAGAAUAAUUAUGUCAUUGCCAUUACGUCACUCAUUUUUGGAUCAGGAAAAAUAAGAGACGAUUAUGAGCAAUUGUUGUUGUUAUGUUGUACUCCUCCAUUAGAUAUCCAAAGUUAGUUGAUGACAGUGGUGAAGACGCAUUAUAUGAAUAUCUCGCCGCCCCUGAUCAAGCCACUAAGAGUAAGAUUCAUUUUUGCGUGUAUGACAAAUUAAAAUUCGUUUUUGAAUUUUUUUUAAGCUGCAGACGUAGAAAUCUCCUUGACUUUAUUUUAAACUUGUUUCCUCAUGUGAUGCUAGCUCGUGUUUUGUUUAAGAUGUCUUAUUUCGGUAGAUGAAGGUAAAUUCACUUUACAUUAUGUUGUAGAAGCUAUUUGGGAUAGCCUGAGUGUCGAGGCCAAUUUAUGCGAGUCAAUGUACAAGAAUUAUGUGAAAGAAAACGGAAAGGAAUAUCCCAUGAUGAUUGGUAAGCAAUUGUUUCGGUUUUUUGUUUUGUUUUGUUUUUUAUGAUUUUUUUUAUCACAUUUUAUUUUGUUAAUCAACACCAGGUCAAGAUCUGUCAGUGGAACAACGGAUUCAUCUACUGAUGUUUCUAGUAAGUGGAUUGAAAUUUGACAUCUUCUUAGUGAUCAAAGGUUGGCUCCUCACACUUUUACUUUAAUCCUUUAACUCCCAAGAUCUGAUUGUCAGUUCUCCCCUCUAGCUGCAACACAUUUCCUUGUAAAUUAGUUACAAGAAUUUGAUUUCAGAUCAAGAACAAAAAUUCGCCGUGAUAAGUUUGAGUAUUCUCAUUACCUGUUUGCUGGAUAUUGUAAGGAUAUUAUAACACGACGAAAACUAUGCGUGCCUCUGCCACAAAACGUAGCUUGUUAUUAAGUUGGGUUGAAUGGAUUUAUAUCUUUAUCUUCUAGGUUUUGCAGUAUUUGAUGGACUUUGAUGCCACACACUGUAUGAAUUUGCCAGCUUCAGAGUUUCGCCAACCCUGGAAUGAGUAGCGAUAUUCAUUUACGUUCUGCGGGAAAUCUUGACAACGCUGAAACGAUCUUUUUCAUUAGUGUAGACUGCUUGUGUAGGAUUUAUGAGGUAUAGAUAUCUAUGUGAGUCUGAUUAAUCCUCUAACCCGAGUAACGGUCUGUUCAUAGCUAGCAGGGUCAAGAGGUUCUUAUGAAAAGUAAAAGAAAAAGAUUAGCUUACUUGAUCUCAAUCCAUCUUUUUAUCCACAUGCUACGAAGGUGUACGGGUGAAUAAUUUAUGAUAUGAUGAAUUAACUAGAUUGUUGUUUUGCUACAAGAAAGAAACUUUUAGUACUUAAGCCAUCCACCCGAGCCUGUGACCAAUAAAUAACUUUUCCUUUCGAUAUUAACUCAUUGUUAGACAGUUAAGUACAAAAAAAGGAAACAAAAGUGUUAACUAUAAGAGACAAAAGUUUUAUUUAACAUCAAAUUCCCAUAAGUGAAAUUUUAAGAAAUAUAUGGCAAGUAGGGAGAAUUGUGUGGGAUCUUUAGAGCCAAUGAAUCAAGCCAUAAUGCAUUGUUGUUAUUAUUACCAGUUUUAAUUUGCGUUGUCUUUUGCCAUCUAUAUUGUGUUUCUUUGCUGCGUUUACUUGCGUAUUUGUUUUUUUUUUUCGACCUGGGCUGGGGAUGAACAUUACCUCCAUUCUGAGGUUCUUUGAAAUCAAGAGAUUAAGAAAAGUUUAUCAUCUCUUGGUUCAAUAUGUAAGCAUUUUAUAAAUCUUGGCCCAAACCCAAAUUUUCGUAUUCAUUUUUACAGCCGCGUUAAGUGGUUCAUGUGGUACUGUAUGCUGAGUAUGAUACCCACUGAUUAGACUGUACAGGAUAUUAAGAUCGAAAAUAAUCAGAACAAAGGUUUCAUUUACACUAUUGAAAGCCAAAUCUUAAACCAGUAAAUGAAAGAAAUGGCUUGACGCUGUUGUUUUGGUGGUAUCAACUACUUCUUUUAAGUUCAUUUCAAACGUGGCGCAAAGUUAGGGCUUUUUUCGAUGAAUUCCGUGAUAAAAUUUGUGUUCCUUCGCGAGAAAAAAAUUCCAUAUCGUUACUUCUAUUAAAUAUGAUGUGUAAUAGUUUAACUGACAGGAUAUCAGUUCAGAAAGACCCGGUUUUAGUUAGGUUUAUCGUAUCGUUAUUGUAAUUAUACUCCCGUGAUUUUAUGAGAAUAUCAUACUAUCUUAGGGUGACGUGUUAUUAAUUGUUGGUUCAUUGAGACGAAACUAUUUCAUGCAAGUUUUUAAAUGUAUUUAGUGUUAUUUGACGUAAGGUGGUUUUGAAUUAAUUUGUGGCAGAUAUGCAAAGUGUGAAAGCUUUCCGCGGUAGUAAUGGUUGUAAAAUGUGUGUUUAUUCACCGUGGUUGUAAUGAUAAACGAAUUCAAAGUAUAUUCGAUUGUUUCAUGAUUUAUAACCACUAACAUUUAGAUUCCAGCUGUUGAUUAAGGAUCGCGACGUGUCGAAUGCUCUCUUUUUAGUGUUCGUCAGGCGAUGAGGUUUGAAUGGUCACGCGUAUCUGGGGCGCUCUCAUUAGUGCAUUUCGAUCCUCAUUGCUAUUCCUACUACUAAAUAUUGUUUUUUUUUUAGGUUCGCUUGCUUAUGACUGGCUGUUGCGCAUUUUUUUUUAUUGUAUUUAUACCUCUUUGAAAGAGAAAAAUAGAGAGGUUAACUUAUCGAUCAUGCCAGUCUGAGGUCAACUUCGCUUAGGGUCUCCCCCAGAGGAGUUUGAGGGAAAGACAUAUUUGCUACAAUUUAAUGGAGAUCAAUUGAAAAGAAAAACAAAAAAUGUCUAAAGCCGUAUGGAUAAUUUAUAACAGAGAGAUAGACCCCGUAUGUGAUAAAAAGAUCGAGUUGCUGUUAAAUUAAGCAGGAUGAAAAUGAGCCUUAAUAGCUAAAAAUUUUAUAAAUAC